Molecule: messenger RNA, 984 nt
Organism: Miscanthus lutarioriparius
Lineage: Eukaryota; Viridiplantae; Streptophyta; Magnoliopsida; Poales; Poaceae
Source: the annotation of a GenBank genome assembly
AUGUUUUACCGAUAUGCUUACCGUGGCAACUCGUUUGAGCAAACGUACCGCUGCUAUCCACCAUCCUUUGUUGGUAAGCCACACCUGGAAGGCGGUGACAAAGUAAUAAUGCCACAGUCUGCCCUUGAUCGUCUUGCUUCUUUGUACAUCGAGUACCCUAUGCUAUUUGAGCUGCAGAACGAUGAUGCAACCGACCAGCGGAUUUCACACUGUGGUGUUCUGGAGUUUGUGGCGGAAGAAGGCAUGAUCAUCAUGCCCUACUGGAUGAUGCAGAACAUGCGUCUUCAAGAGGGCGACAUUGUCCAUGUCAAGAACGCGACUCUUCCCAAGGGCACAUAUGCGAAACUGCAGCCUCACACGAGUGAUUUUCUUGAUAUUUCAAAUCUGAAAGCCAUCUUGGAAAAUACUCUGAGGAAUUUCUCCUGCUUAACCACGGGUGACAGCAUCAUGGUAGCCUACAACAACAGACAGUAUUACAUUGAUGUUGUUGAAACAAAGCCUGCUUCAGCAGUUUGCAUUGUUGAGACAGACUGUGAAGUGGACUUUGCACCUCCUCUUGAUUAUAAAGAACCUGAGAAACCACGGCAACCAGCAGUUCCUGCAAGCAGCAAGGCAGCACCUGCGGCUGAAGAUGGCAACACUACUGGAGUGGAGGAUGAACCAAGAUUCAAACCGUUUACUGGUUCUGGAAAGCGGUUGGAUGGAAAAACCUCAAAACUGCAAGCAUCUGAUUCUGAGGUUCCUUCCACUGCACUUUCUGCGCCUUCAGAUUCAAAGAAAAGAGCAAAUCAGCAAAUUUCAGCACCGGCAGCUUCAGUGGUUAGCAAUUACAGUCGACAGAAAACUGGGAAGCUUGUUUUUGGUUCAAGUGCAAGCAACAAUAAGGAACUACAAAAGGCUCCUGUUAAGGAGGAGGAACCCGCGAAGAAGAACGAGCCCAGGUUCCAAGCGUUCAGUGGGAAGAGCUACUCAUUGAAGCGUUAG